This is a messenger RNA of Rhipicephalus microplus (southern cattle tick), 516 nucleotides long. RefSeq names its product NADH dehydrogenase [ubiquinone] 1 beta subcomplex subunit 3. Gene Ontology annotation, biological process: electron transport chain; mitochondrial respiratory chain complex I assembly. Lineage: Eukaryota; Metazoa; Arthropoda; Arachnida; Ixodida; Ixodidae. Gene Ontology annotation, cellular component: respiratory chain complex I; mitochondrion. The record is from RefSeq and is a predicted model, not a curated record.
CUUUGCGUUUACAGUGUUGUGUACGCUCACUUUUUUCUGAUCAACGUUUAGGCGGCUUUAGUUUCUCUACGGUCGUCCCGGACAAGGUUACACCACUUCACUAGAAGUUAUGGGUGGCGACCUUACUGAACAUGGCCAUCAUCACGAACCGAAACCUCCGGCGAUUCCAGAUUACAGGAUUUACAAAGUCGAGGACGUCCCGAGGCUGGUGAAAAUGAGGGAUACCCUAGCCCAAGAGGGCCUCAAGGACCCCUGGAUGAGGAAUGAAGUGUGGCGUUACAAAGAGUACACGAAGAACAACAGUUUGACCCUUCUCAAGAAUGCUUUUUCACGUGGACUGAAGCCUGGCCUAGCACUGGCUGUAGCAACGGUUGUUUUAGAGAAAGCAUACGACUACGCUUUCCCGAAACAGCACCACCAUCCUUACUAUGAGAAGAAUGAGGGCCACCACUAAUUAGUACAGAAAUAUUUGACAAGUAAUGCUAAUGAAUAAACAAGUUCACUUGUAGAGAUUUA